Polistes dominula (European paper wasp) is the source of this 1780-nucleotide messenger RNA. It is a transcript of the gene PSR, whose product is annotated as bifunctional arginine demethylase and lysyl-hydroxylase PSR. Lineage: Eukaryota; Metazoa; Arthropoda; Insecta; Hymenoptera; Vespidae. Gene Ontology annotation, biological process: phagocytosis. The record is from RefSeq and is a predicted model, not a curated record. Gene Ontology annotation, molecular function: histone H4R3 demethylase activity; P-TEFb complex binding. Gene Ontology annotation, cellular component: nucleus; cytoplasm.
UGUAAAUGUAGAUUUUUUUGCAUAUUAAUUAUACGAGAAGAUAUGGUCUUAUACAUAUCCAAGCAGAUGUGGCUUGUUGCUCUUUAAAAGGAUCGUACAUAUGCUACAUGAACGUGAUAUUUGUCACGUAGGCCAUUCAGGUGCGAUUGUCAGCGCCACUUACAACGAUUUCAAGUGUACACGCUAAACGAUAUUAAGUACUUUCGUUCAGUUACUCAUGGUAAUAUUCCUGCGUUAAUUAAAAAAAAUGUAAAUAUUUGUUUAUUUUUGGCAUUAACAUUUUUUGAUAGAGUAACGUUUAUUUUUGUAAAUGAAACAUUGAAGAUUUAGUUUCGAUAAUCGAACUACACUUACAUUAUCGUUUCGCAUUCUAGCGAUCUGAAAAUAUCGACUAAUGUUUUGACACGCCUUACGGGAAUAAAAGGAACUAAAAGUCGCGGUUCGUACCGAGUACGAUACGACAGUGUGCCGUAAAAUUUUUCAAGUUUAACAUUGUAAAUAAUUUUAUUGUAAUUAGUAUAAUAAUUAGGAUAUUAUAACAAUCAUGACGGAGGAACUAAAAUUGAGUCAUCGUGCUAGGAAAAGAAUUAAGGAAGUUAAAAAGAAAGCAAGACCAGAACUUGUAGAUAAAGUUGCUUGGACUCAGUACGGGUACAGUAAAAAUUUUGAAACUUUCUGGAAUUUUCAAGAUAAUGUAGAACGUAUAGAUGGAUCUGUUGCAACUACGGAAGAAUUUAUUGAAAAAUAUGAAAAACCUUAUAAACCUGUGAUAAUACAAGGUGUUCAGAAUGGUUGGAAAGCUCAUCAUAAGUGGACUAUAGAGAGGUUAGUUAAAAAGUACAGAAAUCAAAAGUUUAAAUGUGGAGAAGAUAACGAUGGGUAUAGUGUUAAAAUGAAGAUGAAGUACUACGUACGAUAUAUGCUUAACAAUGAAGAUGAUUCUCCUUUGUACAUCUUUGAUAGUUCAUUCGGUGAACACCCUAGACGGCAAAAAUUAUUAGAAGAUUAUGUUAUUCCCAAAUAUUUCCGCGACGAUCUUUUUCAAUAUGCUGGCGAAGAUCAUAGACCGCCAUAUCGGUGGUUUGUUAUGGGACCUGCCAGAUCUGGUACUGGUAUUCACAUAGAUCCAUUAGGAACUAGUGCCUGGAAUGCACUAAUUUCAGGUCAUAAACGUUGGUGCCUCUUUCCUACUCAUACUCCACGCGAGCUUUUAAAAGUAACUGCAAGUGAAGGUGGAAAACAGAGAGACGAAGCUAUAACAUGGUUCUCUAUUAUUUAUCCUCGUACAAAAUUACCUACAUGGCCUCAAGAUUGCUUGCCAAUCGAGAUUUUACAAAAUCCUGGUGAAACUGUUUUUGUACCAGGUGGUUGGUGGCACGUAGUAUUGAAUUUAGAUGAAACUAUUGCAGUCACACAGAAUUUCUGUUCUCGUACUAAUUUUCCAGUUGUAUGGCAUAAAACGAUACGUGGAAGACCAAAAUUAUCGCGUAGAUGGUUAAAAGUACUCAGGGAUAAAGAAGCAGAACUUGCAGCACUUGCAGAAACAAUAGAUGUAAAAGAAGAUACGGGAGUAGCCAGUGAUUCUUCGAGUGGCUCUUCGAGUAGUUCAUCGAGUAGUAGUAGUAGUAGUAGUCAAUCUGAAGAUGAAAGUGCUGAUGACAGUGGUCAAGAAUCUCUUACAGCACACAAAAAGAAGAAAAGGUAUUUGUAGUGUUCUAGACGGAGUCGAUAAAGCAAUUGGGCCACUUUGUGCUUGGCCUGAUGAAAAAAGAGUUUUUAU